AUGACCAAAGACUCAUCACACACCUACAUUCACCUGCAUCGCAGCCACCAUGCAGAUCUUCUGGAGGACUUCAAUCGCACUCAUCUACCUCAUGAAGAGAUCUAUGUGCCACCUCAACACCAACCUCUCAACCCAGAUGAUGAGGAUGAUGUAGUUCCUGAGCAGCAUGCUGCUUUCGGUAUUCAGAGAGCCACUCAACGUCAGCAAGAACCUGCUUGGCGUGACCUUGGUCUGGACAGAAUUUUGAAUGAAGGCCCACCAAAGAACCAACGACAGAACGAGCAACUGUCCAAAGUUCGUCUUUUGCGAUGA
This is a messenger RNA of Aureobasidium musti, 312 nucleotides long. The record is from the annotation of a GenBank genome assembly. NCBI's taxonomy places the organism in Eukaryota, Fungi, Ascomycota, Dothideomycetes, Dothideales, Saccotheciaceae.